Messenger RNA from Calliphora vicina (urban bluebottle blowfly), 1597 nucleotides. Its product is annotated as protein saal1. NCBI's taxonomy places the organism in Eukaryota, Metazoa, Arthropoda, Insecta, Diptera, Calliphoridae. Bases 31 to 1467 code for a protein of 478 amino acids. The transcript has 2 exons. Gene Ontology annotation, cellular component: nucleoplasm. The record is from RefSeq and is a predicted model, not a curated record.
UAUAAAUAUCUAUUAAAUAAUUAUAAAAAAAUGUCCACCACCAGUAAUGAAAAUAAUAAAUACUCCGAAACAAAUUCCAUUGCACAAAACAACCCCAACGCGGAUGAUUCAAAUUCAACAGAACCGGCUUCAUAUAAUCCUACUCUUGCGGAAAAUGAAUGCGAGGAGAACGAUUUGGAGCGUUUAAAAGGUGAUGCUAUUGGUGAUACACUGUACAGUGAACGUUUUGUCUUGAAUACACUGCUUCGACUGGGACAACUCAGUAAAGAUCUGCAGGAAGAGGAAGAUGUCGAAAGAGAUUUGUGUUCUCUAUGGGACAUGACUCUGGAAGAGGAUGUUGUUAAGUAUUUGUUAAAUCAUGAUGUUUUAGAACUGUUCGCCAAUAUAAUUAAGAGCACAGAGGAUAAACGUUUAACCGAAAUAUUGGUAGGCAUAAUAGGGAAUAUGUGUAAUGUGCAGCAGACAAGAAAUCUAUUGACUGAGAAGAAAGAAGUCAUUAACAUUUUAUUAGAUUUAUCUGCCUGUAUGGACUCCUUAACCCUUGAACAGUUAAUGCGUCUUUUGGCGGUAGUGUUUGUAAAAAUGUCCGAAGAUCAAAUAGAAAAAUGGUAUAAUCUUAUAUUGAAAUCAGACAAAUUUGUGGAAAAUCUGUGUUUUAUUUUAAAUAAUGCCGCCAAUAACUCUCUUAUUUUACAAACUAUGGAAUCGUUAAAUGCCAUAUUGGCAAAAUUUUUUGUUCUCAAGCUCUCACUGGCAACGGAGAAUGGCAAACGUCUAAACGAAAUAAGCAAAACUAGUUUUGAGGAAUUAUUUGUGCAGCCAGAAAUGAUCGAGUGCACCAUAGAGGCUUUUAAAACAUUGGUAAAAGAGAGUAAUGAAAAAAAAGAUUCCUAUGAAGCGGCUGAAAUUCCGGAGAGCAUACACAAAGCCAAACAAACUUUUUGUAAUAUACAUAGUAUAUUAACACAAUAUCAACAACUAUCCAGAGAUGCCUACGCAUCUAGCAAUGACGAAAUCUUAAAAUGUUUUAAAGAUAUUUUGCAGCCCAUGGCUGAAGAUGACAGCAUAACAACUUGGCAGCAAUACGAACAAGAUGUUUUGGAAACAAUAAAUGAUAUACUGAGGGUUUUACCUCGACCUCUAGAUUUGGACAUCGUAAGAUAUUUACUUAAACUCCUUUAUCAUGUUGAUAAGGAGCAAGAAAAACAGUUACAAAAAUCUGCUACUGCAAAUGAUUUUGAAUCAGACGACGAUGAUGAUACUGAAAUUGAUCAUCAAAUUUCCUAUACUAUAAUAUUAAAUACUCUAUACUAUUUAGUUUUAAAAGCUGACAAAGAAAUACUUAAACAAUAUGUUUCAACGUGUCCUCGAAUGUAUACUGUCAAAUUGUUAGAAUCAUUUGAACAGCCUCUGGAAACAGAGUAUAUGAAAAAUUGUUAUCAGAAAUUAAAAGAGGCUCUGGAUUAAUAAAAAAAUUGUAUUCAGACAAAAUAUUUAUAAAAAAAAAUAUGCGAAUAACUGAUUUAAUUUAUUUUUAUUUCUACAAUAAUAAAUAAACUAAUUUAUCUUAUGUAGAAGCUCAUCUACACUAAUGAAA